Molecule: messenger RNA, 5717 nt
Organism: Nycticebus coucang (slow loris)
Lineage: Eukaryota; Metazoa; Chordata; Mammalia; Primates; Lorisidae
Gene: ZBTB25
Product: zinc finger and BTB domain containing 25
Exons: 5
Coding region: 315-1514 (399 amino acids)
Biological process (GO): regulation of transcription by RNA polymerase II
Cellular component (GO): nucleus
Molecular function (GO): DNA-binding transcription factor activity, RNA polymerase II-specific; RNA polymerase II cis-regulatory region sequence-specific DNA binding; protein binding
Source: RefSeq, a predicted model, not a curated record
CCAACGCCCCUGGCUCCUUAGCUACCAGGCUCGCAGUCACGUGGGACUAUAGCUGGGCGACCGGCGCAGAAAGCCGCGCGAGAGCGGGCCGCGGGGUGCGUGAGCUCCAGCUGCCGCGAGCCUUGCGCGGCACGGGAGCCCGCCCCUCCUGCGCGGAGGAGCCGGCCGGCCGCCGCGGCGGCGUCUGGGAUCUAGCUUUGUGACCUGAGCCAUAUGAUCAGUGGCUUGAUCAUAUCUCACGACAACCUCAGAUUCUGGGACUUAAGUGAUCGUCCUGCCUCAGCCUCCCAAGUAGCUGGAACUAAAGAGCCACGAUGGACACUACUAGCCACAGCCUUGUCCUUUUGCAACAGCUGAACAUGCAGCGAGAAUUUGGUUUUCUGUGUGAUUGCACAGUUGCUAUAGGAGAUGUUUACUUCAAAGCCCACAGAGCUGUGCUUGCUGCGUUUUCCAACUAUUUCAAGAUGAUAUUUAUUCACCAAACAAGUGAAUGCAUAAAAAUACAACCAACUGACAUCCAACCUGAUAUAUUCAGCUAUUUGUUGAACAUUAUGUACACGGGGAAAGGGCCAAAACAGAUCGUGGAUCAUAGUCGUUUGGAGGAAGGGAUUCGAUUUCUUCAUGCCGACUACCUUUCUCACAUUGCAACUGAAAUGAAUCCAGUGUUCUCACCAGAGACUGUACAGUCCUCAAAUUUGUAUGGCAUUCAGAUCUCAACGACUAAAAAACCAAUUGUCAAACAAGGGCUGGAGGUCAAAGAUGCUCCUUCCAAUAACGGUGGCAACAGAACUGCUAUCCAGGGGGACCACCCCCAGUUGCAGCUCUCUCUUGCUAUUGGGCUGGACGAUGGCACUGCAGAGCAGCAGAGGGCCCUUUCUGCUACCCAGGCCUUGGAGGAGUACCAGAAGCCUCCAGUGUCCAUCAAGCAGGAGAGGUGUGAUCUGGAAUCAGUGAUCUCCCAGAACCAUCCCUCACCCUCAUCAGAGGUGACAGGCCCCACUUUUACUGAAAACAGUAUCAAAGUACACUUAUGCCAUUACUGUGGGGAACGUUUUGAUUCCCGUAGUAACCUAAGACAACAUCUUUAUACACAUGUAUCUGGAUCUCUCCCAUUCGGUGUUCCUGCUUCCAUUCUGGAAAGUAAUAACCUUGGUGAAGUACAUCCACUUACUGACAAUAGCAAGGCUCUUGAAUGCCGUAGGCUCAGCUCCUUCAUCAUCAAGGAGAAUGAUCAGCAGCCUGACCACUCAAACCGGGGUAACACAGAGCCUUUACAGAUCAGUCAAGUAUCUUUAAUCUCCAAAGACAGAGAGCCAGUAGAAUUAAACUGUAAUUUUUCUUUUUCAAGGAAAAGAAAAAUCAGCUGUACCAUCUGUGGUCAUAAAUUUCUUCGAAAGAGCCAAUUGUUGGAACACAUGUAUAUACACAAAGACACAGAGUCUCACUUUGUCACCCUCAGUAGACUGCCGUGGCGUCACAGUUCACAGCAACCUCCAGCUUUUGGGCUUAGGUGAUUCUCUUGCCUCAGCCUCCCAAAUAGCUGGGACUAUAGGAGCUCACCACAAUGGCUGGCUAUUUUUUUGUUGCAGUUUGGUCGGGGCCAGGUUUGAACCUGCCACCCUCGGUAUAUGGGGCCGGUGCCCUAUCCACUGAGCCACAGGCACUGCCCAAGAGUGAUUUGAGAUUUUUAUGAUGAAAAGUUUACAUGAGUUUAAACAGGAAAACAAAUCAUCUUUCUACCCUCAGUGCCAGAGGAGUUUCUAAGCUUCCUGGGUUGGCAUUAAUUUUCUAAGAAAAAAUCACUUGUAAAAGUAAUUUUUAAGCCAGGUGUGGUGGCAUAUGCCUGUAGUCCUAGCUACUUGGGAGGCUGAUGCAGGAAGACAGUUCAAACCAAGGAAUUUGAGGCCAGUCUGGGCAACAUAGUAAGACUCUUAUUUCUUUAAAAAAGACAGAAAAAGUAAUUUUCAGUUGCACAGUUUUCACUUUUUUCUGUUCUAUAAAACCAGCAAAGUAGAUGCAUUCACUGUUCUUUAACUAUGUUUAUACUCCAUGAUGUUAGCUUUCUUUCUGUAAAUUUAACCUUUGUUUUAUAAUGGUGACACUGAAAAAGCUAAAAUUUAAGAAAAAUGAAAGCUUAUGGAAUAAAUGAUAGAUUCUCCUGCUCUGUGUAGCUAGCAAAUAGCUGGUCAAAGUUUGCUACAAAGGACAGAUAUAAAUUGUUUCUGAAAUGUCUAAAUUUCAAAUUCUGUUUUGUUUUUUUUUUUGAGAUAAAGUUUCACUCCAUCACCCUGGGUAGAGUGCUGUGGCAUCACAGCUCACAGUAACCUCCAGCUCCUGGGCUUAAUUGAUUCUCUUGCCUCAGCCUCCCAAGUAGCUGGGACCACAAGCACCCGCCACAACACCUGGCUGUUUUUUGUUGCAGUUGUCAUUGUUGUUUGGCAGGCCCAGGCUGGAUUCAAACCUGCCAGGUCUGGUGUAUGUGGCUGGUGCCUUAGCAGCUUGAGCUACAGGUGCUGAGCCUCAAAUUUUAUUCUUUUUUUUUUUUUUUUUUUGUAGAGACAGAGUCUCACUGUACCGCCCUCGGAUAGAGUGCCGUGGCGUCACACGGCUCACAGCAACCUCUAACUCUUGGGCUUACGUGAUUCUCUUGCCUCAGCCUCCCGAGCAGCUGGGACUACAGGCGCCCACCACAACGCCCGGCUAUUUUUUUGUUGCAGUUUGGCCGGGGCUGGGUUUGAACCCGCCACCCUCGGCAUAUGGGGCCGGCGCCCUACUCACUGAGCCACAGGCACCGCCCUCAAAUUUUAUUCUUAUUAAAAUAUUUCUAAGGCUAGGAGCGGUGGCUCACAUCUUAUUAUCCUAGCACUCUGGGAGGCCGAGGUGGGUGGAUUGCUUGAGCUCAGGAGUUCAAGACCAGCCUAAGCAAGAGAGAAACCUCAAUUUCUAUAAAAAAUAGAAAAACUGAGGCAAAAACUUGAGCCCAAGAGCUUGAGGUUAUGAAGCUACAGCACUCUACUCUGGGUGCUAGAGAGAUUCUGUCUCCAAAAAAAAAAAAUAUAUAUAUAUAUAUAUUUCUAGUCAUUUUUCUCCUCUAUAUUAUUCCCUAUUUGCCUGGGCAGUAGUCCUUGACAUAGGAAGUCCUGUGUAGCUAAAGGAUGAGGUAGAGGCUCAUGUGGGUGGUGGGGAUAAAACAGCACUUUAGGGCAGAGUCUACACUACAGAAAGGAUAAAUUUGCUUGCCUGAAGCUGAUUGGCCGUGAUCUACAACACUGAUGAAAAGCAGAAAUAGAUCUACAUUUCUUGAGUGUUAAGGAAAUACUACAUAGUAGUUAACUGUAUUUCUAGUUUUAUUUAUAUAGUUCUUUUUAAUAUUAGAAAUUCAAAGUAAAUGCUCUUACCUUAGUCCUCAUAACAUUCUGUUUCAGGAAGUGGAAAAAUGUCAGGGAGGGGGGAUACAAAAGAAAAGUAGGAAAACGUUAACUUUAUUUUAUAGGAAAAAACCCAAAGGGCUGAAUUCCAAAGAGCCGAUGAAUGUUGUGGGACUGACCUCAGUUGGUUUUUGUUUGGGGGGGUUGUUUUUUUUGUUUUGUUUUUGAGAUAAGAUCUCCCUCUCUUGUCUAGGCUGGAGUGCAAUGACUCUUCAUAGCUCACAGCAACCUCAAACUCCUGAGCUCUAACUGUCCUCCUGCCUCAGCCUCCUGAAGAGGUGGGGCUGCAAGGAUCACUAUCAUGCCUGGCUGUGUGCAGGCAUUUUUUAAAGUAGCUGUCAUAUGCCUAACACUGUGCCCUGAGUGUUAUUUCUUUAAAGGCAUGAUUCCUUACUUUGUAUUUUAAAGGUUUUCCCAGCUAAAACCUGUAGUUUUGACUACAUCAUCUGCAAAAUGGAGCUGUACUUUUAGCCAGUCUUCUAAUAAUAUAGUGCAGUUUGCAUAAUGAUUGCCAAACUUAAAAAAUGGAAACAUCGUGUGCAUUUUCAUCAGUGUAUGAGGCAAAUACUAAAUAGACAUUUUCCCCUUGGAUCAGCUUAAAAUGUUCCCUUCUUAAUAGAUCCCACAUUGAGUUGUAUUCUGGAGAAAAAUAGAGACUGUUUCAGUAUUUGUCCUUAUUUAGCAUAUCAUCGUAAUUCAGUUUCUCGUAAAUUUAGUCUGCCUUAUAAGAAAACCAAAAUUUCUUGAUUAUAACUCUUGAGAUUGUUACUUCUUUCUCUGACUUUCUGAUUUCCUGUCUGUAAAGUGGCUGUAGGCAAUACCCACCUCACAGGGGUAUUGUGAGGACUUGUAUUAAAGUGUUAAGUUCUCUCAGUAUUGUUGAUAAAAACCAAACAUAUAAACUAUGUUUUUUUAGUUAAUAGCUAAACCUAUUAACUUCAUUCUUUAAACCUAUAAAUCUUAGAACAUCUUAGAAGCGGUCAUUUGCUAUUUUAUAUUCAAUAUUUAAUUGGCAAAACUUGUUAUUUUUUUACAAAUACUCUAGAAUAGCAGUGUUGCUGGAAGUCCUGGUCUAACAUAGUUUAAUCAUCAUUCUUUCUCUUUAGACUUCAGGAAGGAGGAUAUUAGUUCUUUGGCAUUUGGGGGAAUAAAACUUUGCCAAUUUCAGCUUUAUUGAAAGUUCCCCCAAACAUAUUAUUUACACAUAGGAAAAGGAACAAAAACAAUUACCAUUUUCAUUUAUUCGAUGUAGAUGAUUUAAAUCUGGCAUAGGAAAUGGAAUGAGGAUAACACAGCAAUUUAUUAAUAUUCCUUUCAUAGUAUUGGAUUAGCUGUGUGUGGUGGCUCAUGCCUGUAGUCUUCCUUGUUUGGGAGUCUAAGGGGGGAGGAUUGCUUCAGGACAAGAGUUCGAGGUUAUUGUGAGAUAUGAUUGUGCCACUGCACUCCAGCCUGGACAGUAGACCAAGAGCCUGUCUCUAAAAAAAUAAAACAGUAUGGGAAAAGUCUUCACUAAAAAUUGAAGAAAAUACAUAUCAUCACAGAAAAAGAUGACAGUAUGGAAAAUGUGUAAAUCCUUUAAAAUUUACUUGUACUAGCAAAUGUAACUUGGAUCCCUGAUGAUAAUUAUCGAUUUUUUAUAGUAAUUGAUAUAAUAAUAAGCCUUGUAUAAAGCGUUUUCAUAAUGUAGCUUGUGUCUUUGUAUAUUUUGAACUUAAAUGUUGAUCUGAACCUAAUUUUUAGGUUCUUAAGAGUGAAAUCUGUAAAUGAUUACUUUCUGCUAUACUUCUAGGUUUGUAUGUGCAGACUUUUUGAAAACUAGUGAGGUUACACAAUCCCAAGCCUAGAUGUCUUAAACACUAGGAAUCAUAAACUUUGGUUUUUGUCUUCAAGAUCUGGAAGAACCUAUGGUACUUCAGUGUGUAUCUGUGCUAUACUUAAUAACUUAGUAAAUUUACUCCAAUGCUCUGUUUUAUGCCAAAUAGUCUUUGGUCAGAAUAUAUCACAUGUAAACUUAAAAUACUUUAAAGGGAAACUUGGGUUACAAAAACUUAAACAAUAAAAAAGGCCCACUGAAAAAAUUUUCAAGAUACUUGUAACACAUAGCAAAUCCAGGAGACUAAAAUCAAUAAUACAUUGUAUUGUUAAACUCUUCCCCCUAAUGUACUGUGAAUUUGCUUCAGAAACAUUUUUUUAGAAAGUUUUGUAUCCUCAAGUUAAAAUGGAAACAAUGGAUUUCAUGUAUUUUAUCAAGACAAAUAAAUUAAUGUGACUUAAUCAAAAAACCUUUUA